Molecule: messenger RNA, 7352 nt
Organism: Octopus bimaculoides (California two-spot octopus)
Lineage: Eukaryota; Metazoa; Mollusca; Cephalopoda; Octopoda; Octopodidae
Product: enhancer of polycomb homolog 1
Biological process (GO): regulation of transcription by RNA polymerase II
Cellular component (GO): NuA4 histone acetyltransferase complex
Source: RefSeq, a predicted model, not a curated record
UGCGCGCGCAGACACGCGUGCAGGGUAUUGUGGGAGAAGCUCGAUGGGUCUCCAGUCCGCCAUGAUGAAAGCAACUAUUCCCUGCAAAUAUGAUCAAAAUAUAUGGAUUACCGCAAGACAUAUUCAAAACUGGAGUACUGAUUUCACUGCUUAAAUAUAAUUCAUGCUGCUGGAUUCUACCAUUUACUGUCUAUUUUCACUGCUAUCGUUCAGCUACCUUGAUGUGGUAGCGAAGCUAGUUUUUGGACCAUCUCAUUAGCAUAUUUGGGGUCAUCACGAUGAGUAAGGUGUCGUUCAGAGCUAGGGCUCUGGAUUCCUCCAAGCCAAUGCCCGUUUUUCGGGCAGAAGAAAUUCCGGACUUACCGGAUUUUGCAACCAUUAAUAGAUCGGUACCACAAAUGCCCACGGGGAUGGAAAAGGAAGAAGAGUCGGAGCAUCAUUUGCAACGAGCUCUUUCUGCCCAACAAGUCUACGGGACUGCAGAAGCGUUGGUCAUCCCUAUUCCAGAAGUGGUACAAGUAUCAGAAAAAUAUGAAACCUAUUACAAAGAGGACUUCAAAACAACCAAACAGUAUAUUCAUGUUCAAGGUAAGCAGCAAAGAAAUAGAUUAAAAAAAAAAAAAAAAAAAAAAUAUAUAUAUGUUGUUACACUUCAAGAGGCAAAACUAUUACUGAAAGAAGAUGAUGACUUGAUUAUUGCUGUAUAUGAUUACUGGUUAAACAAACGAUUACGAACUCAACAUCCAUUAAUACUUCAAGUGAAAACUGAGAAAAGAGAUGGAUCAACAACCAAUAAUCCAUAUGUAGCUUUUAGACGAAGAACUGAAAAGAUGCAAACCCGAAAAAAUCGAAAAAACGAUGAAGCAUCUUAUGAAAAAAUGUUGAAGUUAAGACGUGAUCUUUACAGGGCUGUGACAUUACUUGAAAUGAUUAAAAGGAGAGAGAAAACGAAAAAAGAAAUGUUACAAUUAACUAUUGAAAUUCUUGAGAAACGAUAUCAAAUGGAGGACUUCAGUGGUCAGCUUUUAACUGAGGCAGAAGCUCAGAAGUAUUCCAGGCCAUCUUACAUUUCUCCAUAUGGUGUUGCUAGGCAAGGAGAAUGGGCAGAUGGUAUCAAUGGGGAUGAAGGAUUACAAAGUAAUAAGAAACGUAUUUAUCGGAAACGAAAACACCGUCAAAUUGCUCAGCAACAAGGAGCCAGUCUCAGCAGUAACCAAACUCCUCAUUUCAAUGAUGUUGAUGUUUUACAACCUGAUAUUUAUAGUUCAGAGGAGGAAGGUCUUUCACCUAGUAUGUCACCAUCAGAUCAUGAAGAUGAAAAUGAUCCUGAUGGACAAUUCGCAUUUAGGAGAAAGAAGCAUUGUAAUUACUAUGCUCCUCGGGUAGACAGAUUAGGCAAUUGGCCUUGGUGUAGUUCUGAAGAAGGUGGUUCAACAGACAAAAAAUUUAGAUUUUCACUUAUGUCUUUUUAUCCUCCACACAAAUGCAUAGGUUAUGCAAGGAGGCGAGUAGGACGUGGUGGAAGAAUACUUGUAGAUAGAGGGUUUUCUCCCCAAAAUGCAAUCCUUGAACAGCUGGAUCUGUCAAGCUCAAACACUGCCACGGGUAUCCAUCAUGAUUAUAUUACAUACAUCAGGGAAAGAAAAAUUCCACAUUACACACCAAGAAAACAUAUAAAAGAGGAGGAAAUUCAAAGUCCUUGCAGCAGUGGUCAGUCAUUUAAAGAGACGACAACAACAGCAACAGGAACAACAGUAACAACAGCAACAGCCACCACCACCACCACCACCACCACCACCACUACGACGACGACGACGACUAACAAUGCAUCUACCACAGAGUUUAACUUUGAAAGCUUUCAGAACCACAGAGAACAAAUAUUGUUAAUGCAACAGAAACAGCGCCAACGUUUGGAAUCCUGUGAAACUGAUACCAUUCAGACACUUGAACAACAUUCCACAUCAUCAUCAAACCAUUCUUCAUCUCAUCUCACCUUGGACUCUGCAAGUGCAAAGUUUGCUGUGUCAGCUGUGAGAGACACUGCACAGCUGCAGAACUCAUCUGGUGCUAAUUCGCAUUCAUCCUCAUCGUCGUCGUCAUUAUCUAAUGGUCCCAUCAGAGAAUGUAUUCGAGAGAACCAGUCCAAUAGAGGCCAGGCUGCAACUGUCCUACAACUCAACCUCAGUCAGUCAUCUCCCAGUAGUGACUCUCAUCUUCCAUCAGGAAUUGUUUCAUCUUCACUAGUAGCAGGUUUAAAUAACGUGACCUCCAAUAAAAUAAUCACUGCAUCAAAGUCUGCUUUACCAGUCCUCAAGCUUACGGCAAAGAAUCCCUCUGCUCUUGAAUCCUUUAAAAAACAGACCUAUGAAGAUGGAAGUCUUCUGAGUAAUUUCAGUAAAGACAGAAUUGUACCAAUGGAUGUUACUUGAUCUGCCAUAUUUGGUUAGUUUGACGGACUAAAAAAAAAAUACUGGAAAGAAAGAAAGAAAAAAAAAGCCCUUGAAGACAUUUCAACUCUUGUUCUUCUACCCCCUAUCCUCUAGAAUGCUCCAUCUUCCUGCCAGUGAUUGAACCACAAACUGUAGCUGCUGUUGCCUGGUCUGGCUGUCUUUCUGUGUACAGUGCAUUGUUUUGUGUAGGUUAUCUAACUGCUACUACUACUACUACUACUACUAUUACUAUUAAUAUUACUACUACUAUUACUACUACUACUACUACUACUCUACAGCAAUUCCUACUAUUGUCUGCACCUCUUCACUGUCAACUGGUGGCUGCUAUUACUGUACAGUGUGAAGUAGGUACCAACACUCACACACACACAUAUGGACAUGUUUUGGACUAGGGGUCUUGGUGGGGCUGGCAGUAGAAUCAUAAUGUGACAGCAGCAAGGUCUGUGGCCGGUGUUUUUUUUUUCUUUUUGUAUUGUAUUUUUUUAUUUAUUUUUUUUUUUUAAUUUUCAGUGAAAAGAAAAGGAAAAAACACAAAAUUUAGAUCAGAAAAAAAAAAUAAACAACAAAAUAACUGGAUAGACAGACAUCUCUACCUGCAGCAAAACAGAAGGAAGUAUUAAAGGAUUGUUUUUGUUUGGUUUUGUUUGUUUUUUUUUUUGUUUUUCGUUGGUCUUUUUUUCUUCGCUUUGAAAGAAAUGGUAAAACAACAAAAACAAAAAAAAAAAGAGUUACAGACAACUCAAACAAAAAAAAAAAAAAACGAAACCUGUCAGCAGAAAGCAACGACCACAAUGUGAUUUGCUACAUGUUUUCUCCCAUGGAGAAAGAUUAUCAUAAUAAUAAUAAUAAUAAUAAUAAUGAUAAUAACAUUAAUAAUAAUAUAAUAAUUAUGAAAGGUAGAGCGAGAGAGAGAGAGAGAGUGAGAGAGAGAAAGAAAGAAGAGCAUAAGCAAAGAAAAUAAGUGGCAAGAGACAGGGUAGUGAAUGGGUGGGGAGGGUGAAGCAUUAAAGGAGCCAGUUGAAAUGGUAUUUCUUGAACGUGCAUACACAAACCCACAUACACACACACACAUGUGCGCAUGCAUACACACAUGCACUGCCUGUCUGGGACUUUGGAUGCACCAACUUUGGUUGCCAAUGAAAUACAUUUCAGGAAUUUUUCUUGUGGCAGCAAGCAGUAAUGAUGACUUUUAGGGGGUUGCUCUUGUUCCUACUACUACUACUACAACUACUACUACUAGUAAAGCAUUUCUAAAAUUCAUAUCACGAGUAAUAUAUAAAAAAAAAGUAGUUUUAUAUAGUAUCAAACAGCAAAAACGAAAUGAUUGAAACAGGAUUUUGUUUUAUAUAUACACACACAUACAUACAUACAUAUACACACAUGCAUAUACUAUACACAUGUAUGUGUGUGUAUGUAUAUCUAUAAUUAUUACCCCCCUCUGUUUCUCUUGUCCCCUUUUAGUAAUUACAUGAUUAGUUUGGCUUUAUUAAUCUGUCAGAAUUAAAAGUAUGAAAGUUUGUUCUUUUUUUUUUUAUGUUUUUAGAUAUUGUUUUGAGUUUACUACCAUACACCUUUGUUCUGAAAGCUUUUGGUCAAAGAAACAGGGAACCAAAUUUUUAUUUAAUUGGUUUAUUCUAACAAAAUAAUACCCCCCACCCCCACCAUUGUUAUUUUGGGAUGCAGGUGUUUUUUUUUUAUUUUAAAUGUUUUUUAGUUCCUUAGCUCAUGUCUUACAUUUACCAAAUGCCUCUUUACAUGGUUUGUUUGUCUCUGUCCCUGUCUCCAUAUUUGAUUCCCUCAUUUGUUUCUCACUCCCAUGAACUUCUCUUACAAACAAUUUUUCCCUCCCUCAUUAAAAACAUGGUUCUUUUUGCAAAAGAUGAAAAAAAAACCCCAAGCUGUAAGCUGUACUUUCUGGUUACAGAUAAAUAUCUCUUUAUAUGUGGUGAUGUGUUUUGUUGUUAGUUUUAUCAUUGGUACUAGUGUCCUGUGGGGGUACUAUUACUCAUCAAAUACUUGAUAUUGACUUGUAAAUCCACUCAGUAGGCUUUCUGGACAUGACCAUUUCAUCAUAUAAUGGGCUAUUGUGUGUUAUUAUUUGGUGGGGGAUUUAAACAGCAUUGUUAUUCUUGUCAUUAGUGGUGAUGGAAAAUUGUGUUGAAGGUGGUUGUCAUUGACUACAAGCAAACUGUUUGGCUUCAGAAUAAUCAGCUAUAUGCCAGGUAGUAAAUGAUGGAUUUGACACCUUUUAGAAUUAAUAAAACUUUACUGUCACAAACUUCCUAGGUCCUUAGGGUUGAUUGUUCUUGGAAUCUAUACUCUUGUUGUUGUUGUUGAUUGUGAUGGUGAUGAUAUUGUUGUCACUGUUGGUGGGCAGCAGUUGUAUGCAUUAGUGCUUGCUUAUUUAUAAUAGUUUUGUUAUGUCAGUGUACAUAUUUCAUAUACAGCAUAUAUGUGUGUAUGCACGUGAGUGUGUAUGUACACAUAUACACAUACAUGAUGCAUAACGGAUAUACAUUGUCUCAUGGCUUAUCUCAUUCCUAUGCAUAAUCACUGAUCACAUUAAUUCCCUUUAUUUCUUAUGAUAGCACCUGUGUGUGUCUGUAUAACUUAUGCUGGCUUGGAGAAAUGGAUGUAAAAACACUCACACACACACAUGCACGUAUACAAGAAUUCAUAUAUUUUCUCUGUAUUUCUGCAUCCCUUUGCAUAAAACCUUAAUUUUUUUUUCAUAUCCUUUUAUAAUCAAAUGUGAAAAUGUGAUUAUUUGCCAGAGAUUUUUUUUGCAUUUUAGCUUGACAACUCAAAUAUGUCAGCUAUACUGAAAUGUCCUAACAUGAGGAAUAAAAAUGCAAUUAGAAGAGAGAUAUAAACCCCAAAAAUAAACUAAAUAUAAAACUUUUAGCAAUAUAUUCUACAACUACACAUUCAUUAAAAGUAGCUCAGAAGUUAACUUUGGGUUCAAUCCCACUUUGUGGCACCUUGGGCUAUUGUCUUCUAUUAAUAAACUCAGGUUGAGCACUGCUUUGUAAGUGAAAUUUGGUAGAUGGAAACUGUAGGAGAGCUUGUUGUUUGUCUGUGUAAUCUGUCAGUGUCUGUGUUUAGCUGUUUCACAAAUAGAUAUUCAUAAAAUAAGUUCUACUGGGGUUGGUAUGACUAAGUGAACCCCUGCAGAAAAAAAAAUGUGGUACCUUGUUCUGGUCACAUUGCAAUGAUUGAAGCCAGUUAAAGAAUUAAAAAGCAGUUGUCCAGAAUUUUUUUCUUUCUUUUUCAAAAUUCCUCAUCUCUGCUAAUUUCUUCUGUAACAUAUUCUCAGAUUUCCUAAUGUCUCCUCCAUUCUUCUCUCUGCUACAUUCCUUGUUCUUUUUCUCCCCAACUCCAUUUUAAAUUCGAAACUUUCCUGCACUAUAUACACAGCCCCUUCUAUUUUCAUUUCUGUCUUUAUGAGAGAGAACUCAUAGUUUGUAUUUACUUGUUGUCAAAAUCAAUUUGAAUUAAAUACAUUCUUUUUCAUUUACCUAUUAACCUCUAAUUCUCCUUAUGAAUACCUAGUUGAGAAUUGUGGCAGAUAAGGCCCUGGCUUGGGAGCAGGCUCAUGACUUGUGCUUGUGUUUGUUUCAGUUGGGAUCUUUUGUUGUCCAAUCUUCAAUAGAGAGCAGGUGGGACUAAGACUCAGAAAGUUAAGAUUGUACUUUCCUUCCCUCUCAUAUACUACUAUAUAUAUUACAGUUCAAAACAAAAAUGCAGUCAUGUAACUCUUUCUAUGUAAAAUAAGACUUUGUAGAUUAUUACCAUGAACAUUGCUGAGGCUUAUUUUGAGUGUUUUUAUUCAUUUUUCAGCUUUGAAAAUGCCAAAACCUGUUCUUGGCUUUUAAUUUGUCCAUUUUCUCAAACUUUAUUGUUUAAAAAAAAACCUUGCACCUGGUUCUUAACAUAUGUGCAGCAUUUAGUAAACAUUUCUCAUAACUUGUAUCUGUUGAGUUUUGUUGGUUUUCUAAUUUAUACAUUUUGGCUUUAGAGCAUCAUUGCUUUAUCAACUGCAGCCAUUCUUCCUUACCCGUUUAUAUAACUUUGUAACACUCUUUAAUGGCACUUGUUAGCUUGCAGGAAAAUCAGUUGUCAGUUGUUUUAAUUUAUUUCCUACAACAGUUUUUCUUUAUUUUAUCACUAUGAUUAUUAUUAUCAUUAUUGCUGGCAGAAUCGUUAGCACACCAGAUGAAAUGUUUAGUGGCAUUACAUUUGUCUUUACGUUCUGAAUUCAAAUUCUGCCGAGGUCGACUUUGUCUGUCAUCUUCUUGGAGGUUGAUAAAAUAAGUACCAAUUGAGUACUGGGGGAAGGGUCUAUAUAAUUGACUUACCCCUCCUCUCAAGAUCCCUGGCUUUGUACCAAAAUUAGAAAGAAUUGUUAAGAACCCUAGUGAUCUAGUCAGUUUUCAGCAAUUACAUUUGCAACUGUUUCAUUUAAUACAAGUGCUGCUAUUUGUAAAGGCAUGAUUAUCAUACUUCCCUUUUUUUCUCUGUUAUAUUAAUUGUAAUAAUUAUGAUUUUGCUCAGAGGAAAAAAUAUAAUUCUAUAUUCUUGUUUUAAUAAUAGGAAAUUUUAUACUUAGAAACAGAAUUAAAAAAGAAACAAAAACAACUUCUUCACUUAUAAAGAUGGAUUUCUUUCUUUGUAUUUGCACCUAUUACUUUUCAGUCAGGUUUUAUCUUUGAUCACGACCAGGUGUCUUAUUUCUGGAGCAGACUGAAGGUGCAUCUUGAAGAAUAGAGACACUGGAUUGUGUUUGGGGAUGAAACCAAUUGAAAUGAUGAGGGUACAAAUAUAAUAAAAAAACAUAGAGGUGAAGUUAUUAGUUGAAAAAAUAAAAACUUAAAAUAUAUUCUCUCUCUCUCUCUCUCUCUC